Messenger RNA from Hydra vulgaris (swiftwater hydra), 1054 nucleotides. RefSeq lists its product as uncharacterized. The record is from RefSeq and is a predicted model, not a curated record. NCBI's taxonomy places the organism in Eukaryota, Metazoa, Cnidaria, Hydrozoa, Anthoathecata, Hydridae.
UACAUUGUAAUAAAACAUUCCAACCCAUGGUUAAACAUGGUUGCAAGCUAACGGUAACAGCUAAUGCUAAGAUCAAGCUCGACCAAAGACCUUAUCCUGAAAUGUUUAAAUACGUGUACUAUAAUUUAAUUUGCACACAUGGUGGAUUCAAUUCAAGCCAAGGAAUAGGGAAAAGAAAUUUAGGAUCAGCAAAAAAUAACUGUCCAGCUAAAACUUAUGCUGCUUUAACAAAAGAUAGAACAAAAAUAGUUAUUAAACAAAUGAUAGAAACGCACAAUCAUGUUAUUGAUCAAGAUCUUUACAAAUACUAUGUCCAAAAUAGAAAGCUAUCAAAUGAGGAAAAGGCCAAAGUUAAAGAACUGAGUCGUCUUGAUGUUACUACUAAAGUAAUUGCUGAUGAAAUGAGAAAGAGUACAGGAAAAUCUAUAGUAAAUAAGGACAUUUGGAACAUUAAGGAUAAAAUUCGUCAACAUUACACCUAUACACCCUUAUGCACAUAUAGUCUGUUUACAUCUUUUGUAUGCUUUUUGUUCUUUCAUAGAUAAACUAUCUUUGUUUGAACUCAUCCUUAUUUAGAUAAUAUUUUCUUUUAAUAGAUAUGUUGUUGAAAUGUAGAUACAGAUUUGUAUGUUAUCUAUAUGUGUUUAUCAUGUGUAAUUGAAUUUUUCAUUAAAGGAUUCAUAUGCAUAUACAUAUAAGCAUAAGAGCGAUUCUUAUAAACUAGCGGCUUUCGACUUGUUUUUAUGAAGUAUGUUUUUCCUUGUUAUUUUGUUAUGGUCUCAAAGUUACAUUUAAUUCGGACCGUAGAGAAAACUUUAUUUUUCGGAAAUUUCGAUUUUGAUAUGGUCUCAAAGUUUCUUUUAGUUCGGACCGUAGAGAAAACUUUACUUUUCGGAAAUUUCGAUUUAGAUAUGGUCUCAAACUUUCAUUUAGUUCGGACCGUAGAGAAAACUUCAUUUCUUAACAAUUUUUUUUCCCGCUUUCUACAUCGUUUUUAUAUCACGAUUUAUAUCAUUGUUAUAUUACCAACAACUAAUUUUUUAACCACUCAUUU